ACCAUCUAUGCCUUCAUUUCCUACUCAAGUUCCUACGUUUAUGCCUACCUUUUUCCCAAAUGUGUCUCAUUCCCUCACGGUGAAGCUCACAUAUUCAAACUAUUUAUUGUGGAAAAAUCAACUUCUAAAUUUGGUUUAUGCUUAUGGACUUGUGGGAUUUAUCAAUCGCACUAUUCUUGCUCCACCAGAAUUUGUUGACAAUAUUCACCAUCAGGUAAAUCUUGAUUUUCUCACUUGGCAACAAUGCAAUAGAACAGUGAUGUCGUGGCUGUAUUCUUCCCUUACAGAGGAGAAAAUGGGUGAGAUAAUUUCGUUCCCUACUGCCUUUGAUAUUUGGGAGUCAUUACGAAAAGCAUAUGAAUCAAAAGAUUAAAGAAAUUCAGCAAGUUAAGAAGGAUGGUCUGUCUGUCUCCCAAUAUUUAGCAAAGAUUAAAGAAAUUACUGGUAAGUUGUCAUCUAUUGGUGAACCUAUAUCCCUCAAAGAUCAUAUCUCAUAUAUCAUAGAAGGGCUUGGGAUUGAAUAUAAUGCUUUUGUUACCUCUAUACAAAAUCGUUCUGAUAUGYCGACUCUUGAGGAUGUGCGUACUUUGUUACUUGCUUAUGAUUACAGACUUGAAAAACAAAAUUCUGUGGACCAAUUAAAUGUAGUUCAAGCGAAUGUGGCUAAUCUCCAGUUGAAUCGACAAUCUGGCCAUACCCGUAAUCACAGAGUUCCCUCCCAACACAGUCCACGACCUUUUAAUUUCAAAACUCAACCUGGCUUACUUGGAAAACCAAACCAAAAUUCACAACCUCCAUGGCCUCCUAGUCAACAGUCUCCGAGAAAUCCCAAAGUCCAAUGUCAGAUUUGCUUUAAGCUUGGCCAUACAACUUCCAAAUGUUAUCAUAGAGCCAACCUUCAAUAUAAGCUCAAUUUCUUUCCCACCAACCAGCCAAACCCUCAUGCCUUAUUUCAUCAUGUUAAUUCUUCUAGUUCCCAGUUCCAACAAUCCAAUCCUACAGCUAAUGUGCCUCCUACACCAAACCCUUUUUCCUUUCCCAAUCUCAUUGUUAUACCCGAUGACUUAUGGUAUAUGGAUUCUGGUGCCACUCACCACAUCUCUCAUGACAUUAAUUCUCUGUUUAAUCUCAUGYCAUACACUGGGGGUGAGCAAGUUACCGUAGGUGAUGGAUCUCAAUUCUCGRACUAUUCUACUACGGGGAAUCCUUGAUGGUGGGCUUUACAAAUUUCAACCCAACUCWUCUUCACAUACGGUCUCUCCUUCAACUUUGCAACCUGUUGCCACCUUUAUUUCCUCCACAACUACUUCCCUUUGGCAUUUUUGUUUAGGACAUCUGGCACAUACAAUCGUUAGACAAGUUUUGUCCUCAUGUAACAUUGAUUCCUCUAAAAUCAAUGAGUCUAGCGUCUGUAUUUCUUGUCAAAAAGCAAAGAGCCAUAGGCUCCCUUUCUCUUUAAGCAAUACGCAAACUACAACACCUUUUGAACUUUUUCAUUCUGACCUUUGGGGUCCUUCCCCAAUUAAUGCUAUCAGUGGUGUUCGUUAUUUUUCU
Molecule: messenger RNA, 1554 nt
Organism: Momordica charantia (bitter melon)
Lineage: Eukaryota; Viridiplantae; Streptophyta; Magnoliopsida; Cucurbitales; Cucurbitaceae
Source: RefSeq, a predicted model, not a curated record